ACCCCUUGGAAGAGAAUGGCCCAUGUAGGGGAAUGUAACUGGACACCCUGGCUCCCUGUCCUGGUGGUGUCCCUGAUGUGCUUGGCCAAAGCGGAAUACUCAAACUGUGGCGAGAAUGAGUACUAUAAUCAGACCACGGGGCUGUGCCACGAUUGUCCCCAGUGCGGGCCAGGGGAGGAGCCCUACAUGUCCUGCGGCUAUGGCACCAAAGAUGAGGACUACGGAUGUGUCCCCUGCCCAGCGGAGAAGUUUUCCAAAGGAGGCUACCAGAUAUGCAGACGUCACAAAGACUGUGAGGGCUUCUUCCGUGCCACGGUUCUGACGCCAGGGGACAUGGAAAAUGAUGCUGAGUGUGGGCCUUGCCUCCCUGGCUACUACAUGCUGGAGCACAGGCCCAGGAACAUCUACGGCAUGGUCUGCUACUCCUGCCUCCUGGCACCCCCCAACACCAAGGAAUGUAUGGGAGCCACUUUGGGAGUCUCUGCCCACUUGCGUGGCACAGCUGGCAGCAGCACCACAUCUCCUGCCCAGCACGCCCAGAAAGAGCUCUCAGGCCAAGGACACCUUGCCACUGCCCUGAUCAUCGCGAUGUCCACUAUCUUCAUCAUGGCCAUUGCCAUUGUCCUCAUCAUCAUGUUCUACAUCAUGAAGACCAAGCCUUCUGCCCCAGCCUGCUGCACCAGCCACCCAGGGAAGAGCGUGGAAGCCCAAGUGAGCAAAGACGAGGAGAAGAAAGAGGCCCCAGAUGCUGUGGUGAUCUUUUCCGAGAAGGAUGAAUUCGAGAAGCUGACAGCAACACCAGCAAAGCCCACCAAGAGUGAGAAUGACGCCUCAUCUGAGAACGAGCAGCUGCUGAGCCGCAGUGUGGACAGUGACGAGGAGCCUGCCCCUGACAAGCAGGCCUCCCCAGAGCUGUGCCUGCUAUCACUGGUCCACUUGGCAAGGGAGAAGUCCGCUGCCAGCAACAAGUCAGCUGGGAUCCAGAGUCGGAGGAAGAAGAUACUGGAUGUGUAUGCCAACGUGUGCGGAGUCGUGGAAGGUCUCAGCCCCACUGAGCUGCCUUUUGACUGCCUGGAGAAGACAAGCCGAAUGCUCAGCUCCACCUACAACUCCGAGAAGGCUGUGGUAAAAACGUGGCGCCACCUUGCUGAAAGCUUUGGACUGAAGAGGGAUGAGAUUGGGGGCAUGACAGACGGCAUGCAGCUCUUUGACCGCAUCAGCACUGCAGGCUACAGCAUCCCUGAGCUGCUCACAAAACUGGUGCAAAUUGAGCGGCUGGAUGCCGUGGAGUCCUUAUGUGCAGACAUCCUGGAGUGGGCUGGGGCAGUGCCACCCGCCUCCCAGCCACCUGUGGCUUCCUGAGGACCAAGACCGUGGCCUGUCCUCCC
This is a messenger RNA of Otolemur garnettii (small-eared galago), 1388 nucleotides long. It is a transcript of the gene EDAR, whose product is annotated as ectodysplasin A receptor. Bases 16 to 1362 code for a protein of 448 amino acids. NCBI's taxonomy places the organism in Eukaryota, Metazoa, Chordata, Mammalia, Primates, Galagidae. The record is from RefSeq and is a predicted model, not a curated record. The transcript is spliced from 11 exons. Gene Ontology annotation, cellular component: plasma membrane. Gene Ontology annotation, biological process: positive regulation of JNK cascade; positive regulation of canonical NF-kappaB signal transduction. Gene Ontology annotation, molecular function: signaling receptor activity.